AAAAGACACGCAACAAGGCUAAAAAUAAACUAGCUUUUGGAUUCAAAUAUACUGGGCAGGAUGGCGACACGGCGUAAAUGUCGUCAUUGAUCGGAUCGGCGAAUUAUGACAUUAAGGCGGAUCAGCCGAUCAGCAUAAAAUGCUAAUUAUCGGCCGAUACCGAUAAGGCCGCUAAAAUCGGUGUAAAGUCUAAUAAACGGUACAUCUCUUGCAUUGUUUGCAUUGGAUUUUACACCACAAAUUAUGUAACCUACACAGCCAACAAGCCAUUGUUGUAACCCGAUAGGCACUCACAUUGAACUUUUAGCAGAUAUUGUUUCAUAAUUUAUGUUGUUUAUUAUAUUAGCAUUGUGGACUUUGGUAUUUACACUCACUUCACAUGUCCAUUGAGCUAGCACUCUCAUCAAAAGUCAGCUGAGUUAUAAAAUAUAUAAUCAUUAACCUCUGAUCCAUCCCUGGCAAGUUCAUUUCUGCACAGUAACUGCAGCAGUGUUCAUGUUUAUGAUGACAUCCACGUGUGGGUCAUGUAAUGUUGAGGAUUUGUGUGAAGUGGGCCUCUACAAAACGGACACACGCACACAUUCACACAAGCAUAAAGUCAUCUGUGUUGCAUUACCAUGAAAAUAAGCACAUGGAAGGACACUGCUACAAAACAAAAGCACUAUGUACAAAGCAGCAAUUAUUUUUUUUCCACUCAUUUCUCAUUGCUUACGUGAAUUUUGAAAACAGAAAACAGGGGUUGAGCCGAACAGUCCCCACCCCAUUUCUGGAACUGAUAUGACAGUUCCAGAAAUGUGCUUAAUGGUGGAAAGUGGUGGAAAAACAACAGGAAGGGGAGGAGUGGGGGCUAAUGAGCUCACCCCCCUCCCGUUCCCUGAAAAACAUUCAAUUUUGGGCAGAAAGCAUUCCUCUCUUGCAUGCAGGGACAAGUCCCUCUCUUUCUGUCUGUCAUUUGCUCGCUCUCUCUCUCUCUCUCUCUCUCUCUCUCUCUCUCUCUCUCUCUCUCUAUUUGACUCUCUUUAUGCAAUUGUCUCCAUGAUCAGUUGAACUUUAGACACAUUUGUGAGUGGAGGAGUAUUCAUGGACUGACUGCUGCGAGCUGAAUUCUCUUAAUGACUGCAGUGUUUUAGUUUUGUCAUUCACCCCUAACAAUUUUGCCUCCAGUUUUAAAAGACUCAUGGCUCAAAGUCCCUCAAACGUCAUAUCCGGCCAUUGUCAUCCUGUGGGCGGACAUGAGAGAGUGAGGAGCUCUUGAGUGGAGCCACAGGGGUUUAGGCGUCAGAAGUUGACCGGUCUUCCAAGGUUCGCCUGAGGAUAUCUGUGAGGACCAUGUGCGCUGUUGUCCUGGAGGAGUACUGUGGGUCUGUCUUCUGGAACUCCUCAUACGUUGAGAGAGAGGAUCCGGACUUGCCAGUAUGUUUGGAACAGACGGUAUUGGUGUGGAUCCCAUUGGGCUUCCUGUGGCUCUGUACCCCGUGGCACCUGCUGGCUCUCUGCAGAAGGACAAAGGACAUCAGACACAUGUCCAAACUCUAUAUCAGCAAACAGCUUGUCGCAUCCCUGCUGUUCCUCACUGCCAUAGCAGGCCUGGCCAUCACUUUAGGAGAAGACUUCAGUCCAAGCCAAGAGAAACCUACACCAGAAAGGAAUCCUAUGGUGUACUAUACCAACCCCAUCAUUUAUGCUGUGUCAUGGGUUAUGGUGCUGCUGUGCCAAGAAGGGUUACGACGGAGAGCAUCAGUAGAUUCUGCCACUCUCUUCCUGUUCUGGUUCCUUGCAGUUCUGUGUGAUCUUUUCCCUCUGCAGACCAUCAUACGAGAGGCACUCAGGCAGGGAAAGUUCGUUGACCUCCCUCGAUUCUGCCUUUUCUGCAUCGCCUUUGGCCUGGAAGUGAUCUCACUCAUCCUCUCUGGCGUGGCGGACAUCUCUCCAGAAGCCAGGGAGGUUGUGAAAAAGAAUCCAGAGGCAGGUGCACCAUUUUUUAACAGAAUCACAUUCAACUGGUUUAAUAGUAUGGCGAUAAAAGGGUACAGGCAGCCCCUGGUUCAGGAGGACAUGUGGGCCCUGAAUGAGGAGGACACCACGGGUUACAUCAGCCAUCAUUUCCAGCAGUUCAUGCAGAUAGAGUUUGCUGCAGCCCGGCAUCGAUAUCAGAAGAGGCUAGCCAAAAAACAAAUCAAGACAUCCCAUAAUGAAGCAUUUAUAAAUGGACUCUCCAGUGGUCUGGGGAAAGGCGUUAGUCAGGACGUGUUGAUGAUGGAUGAUAGAGGCAAGAAAGAAGACAAAAAAGAAAAGAAAACCAAGAAAAAGAAGGAAGAAGAAAACUAUCCCACCUCAUGGCUCAUACCCACCAUCUACAAGACAUUUAAAUGGAUGUUGCUUGAAUCGGCCUUCUUCAAACUUCUGCAGGACCUGCUCUCUUUUGUCAGUCCUCAGCUGCUAAAGUUGAUGAUCACUUUCACUCAGGACAAAAGCAGUUAUGCGUGGGAAGGUUACCUAUUUGCGGUGUUGCUUCUGGUGGUGGCCGUCCUGCAGUCUCUCUUCCUGCAACAGUACUUCCAGCGCUGCUUUGUGCUGGGAAUGAAGGUCCGGACUGCUAUCAUGGCUGCCGUUUACAAAAAGGCGCUGGUGGUGUCUAAUGACACGCGUAAAGAGUACACGGUCGGCGAAACGGUGAACCUGAUGUCUGCUGAUGCCCAGCGCUUCAACGACGUGACAAACUUUAUCCACCUGCUGUGGUCCUGCCCCCUGCAGAUCGCCCUGUCCAUCUUGUUCCUGUGGCAGGAGCUUGGAGCGUCUGUUUUGGCUGGACUUGCAGUCAUGAUUCUCAUGGUACCAAUUAAUGGACUGCUAGCCACUAAGGCUAGAAAAUUCCAGAUCGAGAAUAUGAAAUUCAAAGACAAAAGACUGAAAAUCAUGAAUGAAAUACUCAAUGGGAUGAAGAUUCUGAAGCUGUAUGCAUGGGAGCCAUCCUUCCAAGCUCAGGUACAAGACAUCAGAGGCCAAGAACUGAACGUCAUGAAGAAGUUUGCCUACCUCACAUCUGUCUCCACAUUCAUUUUCAGCUGUGCUCCAGCUUUGGUGUCUUUGGCCACCUUUGCAGUGUUCGUAGGUGUGAGUUCAGACAACGUGUUGACUGCUGAAAAGGCGUUCACUUCCAUCUCUCUCUUCAACAUCCUUCGAUUCCCUUUGGCCAUGCUCCCCAUGCUCAUUGCUUCCAUUGUGCAAACAACGGUGUCCAGAAAGCGCCUUGAAAAGUUUUUGGGAGGCGAAGAACUUGAAAGUGAUGUAGUGCGCCAUGACACCAGCUUCUGUUCUGCUGUUAAUGUAUGCGAUGGUUCCUUUUCAUGGCAAAAAGAUGGCAUGCCGCAGCUUAAAAAUGUGAGUUUGGACAUCAAAGCGGGUCGGUUGGUUGCAGUCGUGGGAGCUGUCGGCUCGGGCAAGUCCUCUCUGAUGUCGGCCAUUCUGGGAGAGAUGCAUAGCACCAAAGGCUUCAUCAACAUUCAGGGUUCUCUUGCCUUUGUACCGCAGCAAGCAUGGAUCCAAAAUGCCACCCUGAGGGAUAACAUUAUGUUUGGCUCUCCCCUCGAGGAGAAGCGAUUCCAGGAGGUGAUCCAGGCCUGUGCUCUGGCUCCAGACCUGGAGCUUCUUCCUGGAGGUGACAUGACUGAGAUUGGGGAGAAAGGGAUCAACCUGUCAGGAGGUCAGAAACAGCGUGUGAGUUUAGCCAGGGCAGCUUACAGUCAGGCUGAUAUUUAUCUGCUCGAUGACCCCUUGUCUGCUGUGGACUCUCAUGUGGGGAAGCAUCUUUUUGACAAAGUGAUCGGACCUAAUGGAAUACUCAAAGACAAGACUCGUAUACUGGUGACUCAUGGGGUGAGCUUCCUGCCUCAUGUGGAUGAAAUUGUGGUCCUGGUCGACGGAGUGAUUUCCGAGGUUGGAUCCUACAACAGCCUCCGUGCUAGCAAAGGCACCUUUUGAUUUUUGGACACGUAUGCCAAAGAGCAGAAUAAUAAUAAAAAUUCCCCCAAAUCUGAGUCCGAGCAUGGCCAGGGUCUUGCAGAUGAGGACAUGGUCCCAGAAGGAGCUGACACCCAACCAGACUCCCCGUUGGAAGACACUGUAACUACAACUCUGAAGAGGGAAAACAGCAUCCGCCGCAGCCAGCGCAACAGCAGUUUUAGAGCAGCAGGAAACGGCUCUACAAGGAAAUCUGAAAAUGCGGGAGAAACAAACAAAGGCAAAAGGCUAAUCGAGAAGGAAGCUAUGGAAACAGGACAGGUGAAAUUUUCAGUUUACCUCCAGUACCUGCGGUCCAUGGGCUGGGGAUAUACUUGCACAGUCUUCUUGGUGUACUUCAUCCAGAACAUUGCAUUCAUUGGCCAGAAUAUCUGGCUCAGUGACUGGACUAAUGACGCAGUGGAGUACUACAACAUAACAUACCCUGCAGGAAAGAGUGACACCAGGGUGGGAGUAUUUGGUGCUCUGGGAGUGGUUCAGGGCCUCUUUGUGUUCCUUGGUACACUGCUUCUGGCCAAUGCCUCCGUUGCAGCAUCUCGAAUCCUGCACUCGAGGCUGCUCAACAACAUCUUGCGUGCUCCAAUGCUCUUCUUUGAUACCACACCCAUUGGAAGGGUGGUCAACCGCUUUGCAAAGGAUAUAUUUACAGUAGAUGAGGCCAUUCCACAAUCAUUCCGCUCUUGGAUCAUGUGUCUGUUGGGGGUGCUGGGGACUCUUUUUGUCAUCUGUCUGGCGACUCCUUUCUUCACCAUUGUCAUCAUUCCCCUGGCGGUGGUGUACUUUUUUGUCCAGCGUUUCUACGUCGCAACAUCAAGGCAGCUGCGCCGGCUCGACUCAGUGUCUCGCUCUCCCAUUUAUUCUCACUUUGGCGAGACUGUGUCAGGCCUAUCUGUGAUAAGAGCUUACAGCCAUCAAGAGAGGUUCCUCCAGCACAAUGAAAUCACCAUGGAUGAGAACCUAAAGAGCGUCUACCCGUGGAUUGUGUCAAACAGAUGGCUGGCAAUUCGUUUGGAGUUUGUGGGGAAUCUGGUGGUUUUUUUCGCUGCUCUGCUUGCAGUUAUUUCCAGAGAUAGUCUGGACAGCGGCCUGGUUGGCCUAUCCAUAUCCUACUCCCUUAACGUAACACAAACCCUGAACUGGCUUGUUCGGAUGACGUCAGAGCUGGAGACCAAUAUUGUCGCCGUGGAAAGAGUGAGUGAGUACAGCGUCAUUGAAAAUGAGGCAAAGUGGGUGACUGACACUCGGCCAGCAGAGAAUUGGCCUGAGGCAGGAAGACUGCAGUUCGAAAACUACAAGGUCCGUUAUCGACCCGGUUUGGAUCUGGUGCUGCAUGGCAUCUCCUGUGACAUUGGCUCCACUGAGAAGAUUGGUAUUGUGGGCCGCACAGGAGCUGGGAAAUCCAGCCUGACCAACUGUUUGUUCCGAAUCAUUGAAGCUGCCGAGGGUCGUAUCCUCAUAGACGGGGUUGAUAUUUCCAAAAUAGGCUUACAUGACCUAAGAAAUAACCUCACUAUCAUACCACAGGAUCCAGUGUUGUUCUCCGGAACUUUGAGGAUGAACCUGGAUCCGUUUGACAGAUCCAGUGAUGAAGAAAUCUGGAGAGUUCUCGAGCUCUCCCAUCUCAAGGAGUAUGUGACAGGGCUGCAAGACGGAUUGCAGCAUGAGGUUGCAGAAGGAGGAGAGAACCUGAGUGUUGGACAGAGGCAGCUUCUGUGUUUGGCUCGGGCACUGCUCAGGAAGUCCCGCGUAUUAAUUCUGGAUGAGGCUACAGCAGCUGUGGACCUGGAGACGGACAACCUGAUCCAAACAACCAUCAGGAAAGAGUUUGCACACUGCACCGUUCUCACCAUUGCCCACCGCCUGCAUAGCAUCAUGGACAGCUCGAGGGUGAUGGUGCUCGAUGCCGGUAGGAUAGUGGAGUUUGAUUCUCCGAGUAGCCUGCUUGAAAAAAAAGGUGUUUUCUAUGCCAUGGCAAAGGAUGCAGGGAUAACACAAGCAGAAAUCACAAGUCUAUGAUUUUCUUUUCUUUUUUAAUGCUAGUUUGCGUAAAUUGCUUUUGAAGUUUGAUUUUCUAAAGGUUGUAUUGUGCGUUCAGAGAAAUGUUAUUUUUUUGUGUAUAUUGUAAACACAAUCAUAUUUGAAGUGGAAAUAAUUUUGUAUAUACAGAAAAAAACAUGAAUAAAUGUUUUUCUCAAAUCA
Phyllopteryx taeniolatus (common seadragon) is the source of this 6219-nucleotide messenger RNA. It is a transcript of the gene abcc2, whose product is annotated as ATP-binding cassette, sub-family C (CFTR/MRP), member 2. The record is from RefSeq and is a predicted model, not a curated record. Gene Ontology annotation, cellular component: apical plasma membrane. Gene Ontology annotation, molecular function: ATP binding; ATP hydrolysis activity; ABC-type transporter activity. Gene Ontology annotation, biological process: transmembrane transport. Lineage: Eukaryota; Metazoa; Chordata; Actinopteri; Syngnathiformes; Syngnathidae.